Molecule: messenger RNA, 987 nt
Organism: Anopheles merus
Lineage: Eukaryota; Metazoa; Arthropoda; Insecta; Diptera; Culicidae
Product: skin secretory protein xP2-like
Exons: 2
Coding region: 217-789 (190 amino acids)
Source: RefSeq, a predicted model, not a curated record
UUAGAUGCGGCAUUAGAUCGCGAGCAGCACGAUCUUUUGGAUGGUGGGAGUUGAACGUUGGGCGGUGGACAGCCUUUGCCCACCCGGGUUGGCAACAAAAGGACCAACAUCCGGCAAAGCGGCUGUCAGUUUCGGUACGGUCGCGGAGCACGUCUAACACGCGCGUUUUUUUGUUUAUCGUCGAUCUGAUAAGUGUCCAAGCAGAUUUUUGCAAAGAUGAACCGUGCCAUCGCUGUGCUGUGUCUGGUCGUUGUCGCUGCCUCGCUGAGCGAGGGAACGUUCGAUGUGCUGCUGCAGAAGAAGAAGGCGUUCCUCGGCAAGCUGCUGCACAAGGACGAAGGAGCGGGCUACGGAGGCCAUUCCGGCUACGGGGGCCAUUCGGGACCAGUAGGAUACCAAGCCACUGUUGCCGUCGCUCCAGUCCACUACGCUCCUGCUCCAGUAGCGUACGCCGCUCCUGCUCCGGCCCCAGUGCACUACGCCGCACCGGCUCCUGCCCCAGUUCAUUACGCCGCUCCUGCUCCGGCUCCAGUUCAGUACUCUGCUCCAGCACCUGCCCCAGUGCACUACGCUCCUGCCCCUGCUCCGGCUCCAGUGCAGUACGCUGCCCCUGCCCCGGCUCCAGUGCAGUACGCUGCCCCUGCCCCGGCUCCAGUGCAGUACGCUGCCCCUGCCCCGGCUCCAGUGCAGUACUCUGCCCCUGCCCCGGCUCCAGUGCAGUACGCUGCCCCAGCGCCAGCCCCAGUCCCAGCACCAGUCUAUGGACCGCCAGCAGCACCAGCACCGUAGCCAGGAUGUGACCACGCACGCGGUGUCUCCCUACAUCACUAAAUUAAGGCACAACGCUAUGCAGCACUGGCUAGGCUAGGUGUACGGACGGAAGGAACUAUUUAUCGAGCACCUACAGAAGAGGUACACAGACCGUACACGCACAACAACACCGUAAAACCCCUUCUAUUCGAAUAAAACCCUUAUUAUUUUUUAAAA